Molecule: messenger RNA, 1802 nt
Organism: Ostrinia furnacalis (Asian corn borer)
Lineage: Eukaryota; Metazoa; Arthropoda; Insecta; Lepidoptera; Crambidae
Exons: 3
Coding region: 159-509 (116 amino acids)
Source: RefSeq, a predicted model, not a curated record
GUGGCCGCUGGUGCGGCGCGGCGGUGGUGGCGGGAGGUCCUCGGUCGCCAGCCCGCACUGCCAGCGGGCUCCUCGCUAGUCCCGCGGCACGCGCUCCCGUGUCACGGCCACUGGACUGGAAGAAACGAGUCUGCGAAGUGAUUUAGAGCUGCGUGCUGAUGGAGGCGGUGUACCCGGCGUCGGCGUCGGCGCUGGCGCGCGGGCGGCGCCUGCGCAGGCCGCACCCGCGCGCGCGCACGCGCACCGUGCCCGUCACCUUCGCCGAGAUCAAGGAGGUGGACGAGGAGAACGAGGAGGCUUGCCCGGAGGCGGCGGCGGCGGCGGCGGCGGAGGAGCGGCGGCGGCGGCCCGACGUGCUGGACGAGCGCCUGGCGCGCCAGUUCGCCGAGUUCCGGCGCCGCCGCCCGCGCGCCGCCGCGCUGCGCGAGCGCGAGCCCGACGACGCGCCCGCGCCCGCGCCCGCCUCCGCCUCCGCGCCUGACGUGUCCCGCGCCGCACCCGCCACCUGAGAGCGGAGCGCGAGCUUGUUCCCAUGGACAAUUGUUGCUUGUACUCGAAGACGUCACACGCCCGAUAUUGAUGGGAGGAAACUCCUUAUUCAAUUUGCAAACUGCAUAGAAAUUAGAUAAAAGGUCUGCAAACGUGUUCUGCCGUCCAAGACAAGACUUAAAUUUAUAUUACCUAAAAUCUCCUGGAUGACGUGUGUGUCGCUAUCUUGUAGGUCACUAUCCAAAGUUUGUUUGCUAAUAGGGUAAGCCAGGCAAUAAUCACAGACUGAACUAAAAUUAAUUCAAGAUGAUACCUAGUUACCUACUCGCCUUUUGCUAGGUGUAAAGCUGCUUGGAGUGUACAGCUGAACACCAAAGACGGCACCUUAUUGGGAUUACAAACAUAAUAUACUAUGUAUGUAGGUAUUUACUUACUUAAAAAAUUAUGUGGAAUGUUAAUAAUAUUGGUGCAUCUAAAUUCUUUUAUCGCCUGUUAUUUAAAAAGUUGCUUUGCCUAGAUAGGCUACAAAACACAGGGACUGACGAAUUGUAUUUUUUUUUAGUUUUAAGUGUAAAUGUAGAUUUAAUUAAUCUUGUAAUCGUGUAGGAAACAAUAACGUAGAGCGUUUGUUAACUGAUUUAUUUUACAUUUAAUGUGUUCCACGUGAAACUACUUGAAGUUGUAAUGGUAUUUGCGAUUUGUUGUUGAAAUUAAAUAAGCGAUUUCUUAAAAAUCUUAAUGAUAUCUACAAAGACUAACUAGAUACUCAUUGAAAGAGCCAAUACUCACUGUCAGCGAGGAAAUAUAAGUGAAGACUAGGCUUAAUAAAAUCUUAGAGGAUUUCAGUAAAACGUCCAUCGUGUUCGACGACUUCAUUUAUUUAUUAAUGGCUUGUACAAUAAUUUAAAUAACACUCUCAAUCACUCGUCCUCGGACACAUCAAUAAAUAGACAUGGCUAUGUACAACUAACUCUUAACAUACUUACGGCUAACUAUAAAAUAGUUAUAACAAACAAUAUAUCUGACGUUUAACAAUAUAUUCUAUACAUAUUGUAUACGGGGCGGGGCGUCGCACUACGUGUAACAGUUGUAUACUACGAAGAUCAAUACAAUACAUCAGACGGCAGUUUCCAAGCUUAUAAUAUAGGUAUUAUUCAUAAUGUACCUACUAAUACUAAUACUGCAAGUAUAAUAUACUCGUACCUACCUACAGGUAAAAAAUAUUUGUAAAUGCUUUAUUCCUAUUUAUUAUUACGAGGCAUUAAGACUCCGUAAAAAAUACUCUUGAGAACAUGAUCAAUAAACUCUUUGUA